Molecule: messenger RNA, 1445 nt
Organism: Nannospalax galili (Upper Galilee mountains blind mole rat)
Lineage: Eukaryota; Metazoa; Chordata; Mammalia; Rodentia; Spalacidae
Gene: Stmn1
Product: stathmin 1
Exons: 5
Coding region: 162-611 (149 amino acids)
Biological process (GO): microtubule depolymerization; neuron projection development; regulation of microtubule polymerization or depolymerization
Cellular component (GO): cytoplasm; neuron projection
Molecular function (GO): tubulin binding
Source: RefSeq, a predicted model, not a curated record
UGCGGAGCCCCGCGGCCGGGUCACGUGCCGCUGUUUGGCGCUUUUGUGCGCGCCCAGGUCUGUUGGUGCUCAGAGUGUGGUCAGGAGGCUCGGACCGUGCAGGGCUUUCCUUCCAGUGGAUUGUGUGGCGUACACUGCCAAUCUCUCACCUUCUAGUCACCAUGGCUUCUUCUGAUAUCCAAGUGAAAGAGCUGGAGAAGCGUGCUUCAGGCCAGGCCUUUGAGCUGAUUCUCAGCCCUCGGUCAAAAGAGUCUGUCCCCGAUUUCCCUCUUUCCCCCCCAAAGAAGAAGGACCUUUCUUUGGAGGAAAUUCAGAAGAAAUUAGAAGCUGCAGAAGAAAGACGCAAGUCUCAUGAAGCUGAAGUCCUCAAGCAGCUGGCGGAAAAGCGAGAACACGAGAAAGAAGUGCUGCAGAAAGCGAUUGAGGAGAACAACAACUUCAGUAAAAUGGCAGAGGAGAAGCUGACCCACAAGAUGGAAGCCAACAAGGAGAACCGGGAGGCACAGAUGGCGGCCAAGCUGGAGCGUUUGCGAGAGAAGGACAAGCACGUGGAGGAAGUACGGAAGAACAAAGAAUCCAAAGACCCUGCUGAUGAGACUGAGGCUGACUAAUUUGUUCUGAAAACUGACUUUCUCCCCGUCCCCUUCCUAAAUAUCCAAAGACUGUACUGGCCAGUGUCAUUUUAUUUUUUCCCUCCUGAAAAAUAUUCUAGAAGCUGAUGUAGGACUGUAUAGGUAGAUCCGGACCAGAAGAUGUUCUAGGGGCUAAAGGGGAGAAACUGCAAGUGUUUUACUCUUUUCUAAAGUGUCGGUCUUUCUAACGUAGCUAUUUUUCUUGUUGCAUCUUUUCUACUUCGGUACACUUGGUGUGCUGGGUUAAUGGCUAGUACUGUAUUGGCUCUGUGAAAACGUUCGUGAAGAGUGUGUAGUGGCUUCUUCCAAACUGUUAGAUGCUGAAUAUCUGUUCACUUUUCAAUCCCGAUUCUGUCCCAAUCUUACCAGAUGCUACUGUACUUGAAUGGUUAAUAAACUGCACAGUGCUGUUGGUGGCAUGACUUCUUUCUGUUCAGGUAGUGGUGAGCUCUGGAGACUCUAGGCUUCUAGGCUGAUGCAAACACCCAGCCAGCCCUCUGCUCCCGAGUCCUUUGCAUUGUCUCCUUCCACAAUCAUCACUUUGUGCUGAUGCCUUGGCCCAGAUCAGCUGUUAUUUUCUUUCAAAUGUUUAUUUGACAACAAGCAGUUUUUUGUUCCCAUGGCCCUGUUAAAAAAAGGCAGAUUAGAGGCACAAAUAGUGUUUUCCAGAGAGCAGUUUUAGAGGCAAUCUUGAGAUCUUAGAAUAUUUGCUGGUUUGUUGAUGUUACAUUUGGGAGUGGGGGUGCAUCCUAAUUCCAUCCUUGCAUGUAAGUGAUGUCAGAAUACUAAUAAAACUUGUGCUGUGAAGCCAUG